Molecule: messenger RNA, 612 nt
Organism: Lactuca virosa
Lineage: Eukaryota; Viridiplantae; Streptophyta; Magnoliopsida; Asterales; Asteraceae
Source: the annotation of a GenBank genome assembly
AUGAAGCAUUACACCUCCGAAAGAUGUGAUCCACCUUCUGCACACUCAACAACUCCACCUAUCAAGACCUAUAAACCCUCUUCAGCUCCAAGUGUCUUUGUAUAUGAUCAACAGAUCAUAGAGUUGAAGAUAACAAUGGAUAGUCGUGAAAAAGAAAGUGAUUUCUACUUUGCAAAGCUUAAGAUAUUGAAAUCCUGUGCCAAUAUUCUAAUAUCUCAAACUUAUUAUUGAUGCGAUACUGAGGAUCUUGUACGCUGCUGAAGAGGAUGCAUUGAUACUUAUCUAUCUAGUUUUUACUAUGUUGGAUCGUAUCUUAUUGGUGAGACAACCAUCACAGUUUGGGCUUUAUCUUUUAACAUCAUUGGUGACGAAAUGGUUACAUGCAGCGGAUGCUGGAAACACUUAGCAUUAUUGGACCUGCAAGUGGUUGCACAAUGUUGACUGCACUUGCUUUCUAGAAACUAAAGUUCCAAGAAGAUCUCUUGUCUAAAGUUUUUGAAUUUUAUUACAUCAUGUAUGUCCAUCUUAGGGUAUGUUUUUUUUACUAGUCAAUAUGUAAUAUUUCUUGAUGUGUUUAGCUACUUUUAAUUUUAUAUGAGGUUAAAUUUUGGA